GUCGCGACGCUACUUCUGAAUUCAUAAAAUCUAAGUGCAACUAUUUCUAUUCAUGUGUAUUGUAUGUACUUUACGUGGAAGUUGUAUGUAUUUUACGUGAGUACUCACAAACUUUAAGUGGAAUUGGAUUUUUGUUCUUGGAGGUUUAACGUCAUAGGAUAACUUAGCCACGAACCAAUCAGCUUUUGCAACAAGUGGAUAAUUGUUACAGAAUAAAUAAGAAUAAAGAUUAACGUCUCAUUUGACGCAAAGUUCACAGCAAGUCCAGAUGAAUAAACUUCAACAAACGUUCACAUAGCAAUAAAGAGCAAAUUUUCUACUGAAACAGGUUUGGAAAUUUCACGGUGACCGACGAAAAUGUUUUGUUCUAUGAUUCUAGUUUUCUCUUGCAUUCCGCAGCUGGAGCGGGCGUCAAGUUUGAUUACGAUUCUGCUGAGUAUGGUGUUACUGCAUGGGCCACGAACUAUCCUGACUUCUGUAACGGAACUAGACAGUCUCCAGUUGAUAUUGUUAACGCAAUACCCAACAGGAAUCUUGGCAACAUCAAGUUCGACAAUUAUGCAAAAUAAUGUGACUGUUACUGUAACAAAUAACGGUCAUACAUACGUGACGUCAAGCAUCAGUAACUAUAACCCAGUCCCCUUCAUCAGUGGUGGUGGAUUACCUGGGACAUAUCAACUGGCUCAAUUUCAUUUUCACUGGGGUAAUGACUCAACUAAAGGAUCAGAACAUACGGUGAAUGGAAAGAAGUAUGCAGCAGAGCUUCAUUUGGUUCAUGUGAACACGAAAUAUUCGGGUCUCAAUGAAGCUAAAAAAGUCAGAUGGUCUUGCUGUCUUAGGAAUACUUAUUGAAGAAGGAGACGCCAACCCUUAUUAUGACUUUA
Messenger RNA from Xenia sp. Carnegie-2017, 884 nucleotides. Its product is annotated as carbonic anhydrase 2-like. The record is from RefSeq and is a predicted model, not a curated record. The coding region runs from base 358 to 852 and encodes 164 amino acids. The transcript has 6 exons. Lineage: Eukaryota; Metazoa; Cnidaria; Anthozoa; Malacalcyonacea; Xeniidae. Gene Ontology annotation, molecular function: carbonate dehydratase activity; zinc ion binding.